Molecule: messenger RNA, 6825 nt
Organism: Acanthopagrus latus (yellowfin seabream)
Lineage: Eukaryota; Metazoa; Chordata; Actinopteri; Spariformes; Sparidae
Gene: bltp3a
Product: UHRF1 binding protein 1
Exons: 21
Coding region: 258-4277 (1339 amino acids)
Source: RefSeq, a predicted model, not a curated record
UCCACAAGAUGGCGUCGUCGUCGUGUCGUUGUGUUUCAGUUGAGUAGCGGUUGUGUGAGUGUGAAAGGGGGUCAGCGGCUGUGUUCACAGGCGUUUUGUCGAGAUAGCAGCAUAGCAGCUAGACUGUGCUGUGCCAGCAGCGGCCAAAAGAUGCACACAGCCAGGGUUGUGUACAAUAUAGCGAUACCUGUCAGCUAGUAUAUGUUUACGUUAAAGGGAAACGCGCCGGUAGUGGACGAGACGAACGCUUAGCAGAGAUGGCCGGAAUUAUUAAAAAGCAAAUUCUGAAGCAUUUGUCAAGGUUCACCAAGAAUCUGUCCCCGGACAAGAUAAAUCUGAGCACGCUGAAAGGGGAGGGGCAGCUCUCCAACCUCGAGCUCGAUGAAGAGGUUUUGCAGAAUAUGCUUGACCUGCCUACCUGGCUGGCUGUCACUCGGGUCUACUGCAACAAAGCCGCCAUCAGGAUACAAUGGACAAAGUUGAAAACAAGCCCCAUUUGCCUGUUCUUGGAUAAGGUAGAGGUAGAAAUGAGGACAUGUCAGGAGCCACGUCCACCUAAUGGCCCCUCUCCUAUAGCUAUUACAGCAGGCCAGAGCGAGUACGGCUUUGCAGAGAAAGUGGUGGAGGGCAUGUCUGUUAGGAUCAACUCUAUCACCAUCAAGGUGCAAGCCCGUGCCUUCCACGCCUCCUUCGAGCUGUGGCAGCUACAAGGCAACAGCCUCAACCCCAAAUGGCAGCGCAGUGAUCUCCGCUACACCCGAGUCACUGACCCCAAGAGAGGAGAGGUGUUGACAUUCAAAGAAAUUAACUGGCAGAGCCUACGAAUCGAGGCAGAUGCCAUUGAGAGCGAUGACCAGGACCUCGGUAGCACCCCGCUACGUCUGAUCACCAACCAGGGUCGCAUUCGCAUCGCUCUAAAACGCAGAAUAAAGGACUGUAAUGUGCUGGCAUCCAAGCUGCUUUUCAUUCUGGACGACCUGUUGUGGGUUCUGACUGACUCUCAGCUCAAAGCCAUCAUCCAUUAUGCUAAAUCUCUCAGCGAGGCCAUGGAGAAGUCUGCCCAGCAGAGGAAGAGCAGGACUGCUGAAUCCCUACAGACUGCUCCUCCAUCACCUGGCCUCCAUAGCCUUUGGACAGAGCCCCCGCCUGCUCCUACUGGCACCCCCAGCAACAUGAGUCAAUACUUUGAUCUCUAUGAUGUCAAGGAGUCUUCUUACCACACCUUCAUAUCCCGCUUAGACUUACACAUAUGCAAUGACAGUUCUUCAAUGGAUGAAGAUGAGCCUCCUCCACCAGGCUUGCAGGGUGCCAUGCAGCUGACAUUCAGGAAGCUGGGUUUUGACUACUAUCCUGUCCACAGGCCUGCUGAUGGAUGUCGACAUUGGGAACGCCACAGUGGAGCCAUGGAGGCUCAGGCCCAGUGGGCUGGGAAACUGCUGCAGGAGUACCAGAAAAGAGCAGAGGCUUCUGGGUUCCCUGGGCCACAUUCUGAGGUGCCUCAGCCAACCAAGGACAGCCCUGCAAAGACAGUUCAAGACAGACAGUCCAGUCCCAAGUCAAGCCCCCCUGACGCAGAGCAGACGUCCAGCAGGAGCUCUGCCAAAGCUACGUCAGGGUCAUCACUGAAGAGACUGCGAUCUAGCUGUGUGGUGGUCAGGAUGGAUGACGUGGACAUUCACCAGGUGUCUACAAGAGGCCGUCAAAACAAGAAGACCCAGUCUUUAUUGUCCUGCAACCGGAAAGCCCUGCGUUUGCCAGACAACGUACCAGCAAUUCAUCUGCAGUUUACUGAGUACUACUUUCCUGAUAACCCCAGUUUAUCAGUGCCCACCUCAAAUUUGUAUGCCCAGCUGAACAGCCUCCAGUUCUGUGUAGACCCUGCCAGCGUGCUGUGGAUCAACCUGUUCUCCAGGGGUCUGCUGCACACCCUGGACCAAGUCAAAGCUUUCUACCAUUUGCAAGACAGCAGCAAGGCUGAUGAACAUGUAGACAUCCGCUUGGAUGCAGCUCAGCUCAAGAUGAUAAUCCCCUUGGACUCCUCCAUAUUGGACCAUCCGGAGCGUCCACAGUCUCUCUCUGUUACUGUACCACAGAUGGUUGUCAGUAACACCCGUCACUGCCCCCACGGCUCCAGAGCUGACCUCAGUAGCACCUAUGACAAGUUCUCCAGCUGCUCUUUCUUCCAGCAUACACCUCCCUGCCACUACCCGAGAGAUCAGAGUGCCUUCCACCCAAUCCCGUCCCUCUUCCUCCAGCACUCUCAAGAGACGGAGCCACAACCUCUGGACAGAAAGCAGCAACGAUCCCAGGAUGUUUGGUCUCUCAGUCUCUCCCGUGUGACCCUAGGUUUUGAUGGGGCUCGGCGAUUCCCCAAAGGCAAAACCCAACCUUUUGUUGAGCCCUUUGCGAUGUCUGUGUGGAUGUGUCAGCCCACUGCCUUUAAAAAUGGCACCAUGUCUUCCCCCUCCAGUUCCAAUGGAGCCCACCAGCCUUCUCCAGAGCAGGGUGAGGCUUCACUUGCCUCUUUCCACUUCUUGGCCCACACCAUCACUCCGGUGAAGAUGUGGCUCAACCACUACCAGUUUGUCGCCCUGCUGAGAAUGAAGGAUGCCAUGGCUCGGUUGGGAGCAGAAUUGGGCCGGGAUCUGCGAGAUGUUAAGCAAGCUCACGGGAAGAAGACAAAAGCUGCUACGGUGUGUCUAGCCCUCCUGCUAGACUCUACAGAACUGGGUCUUCUGUUGCCACCAGUGUGCUCAGCGCCUGAGGAAGAGGUCGCCCACACCCCAGAGACAGACAGUCCCAGCAUAACAGACUCCGACAUCUCUCCCCUUCAUCACUCUGUAGAUGUCGUCUUGGAGGACGGUGGGUUGGAAAACGGCAUCUCCUCAGUCAACACUGCAUUUGAUCAGGACGAGCAAGAUGGCGUGGUGGAGGAGGCGUGUGAGGCUGUGGAGGAGGGCUUGGAUGGAGUAACAGCACAAGAAGACACCCCUGCUCUCUCACCUCCACUCUCCCCUGGACACUCCCCCGCUCUUUCCCGUGAGCCGUCCACCUUCAGCCUGGAGGGAGAGCUGUCGAGCGCCAUAAAUGUCACCAAGGAUGUGACCAAAGAUGCCAUCAGUGCCUCGCUGGACUUGACCAAAGGGGCGUUUUCGAUUACUAAAGAUGCCUUCAGCAUGCUGAGUCGGGGCUCAGGGAUGAGCAAACUGUUUAGCCCGCAGGCAAAGGAACAGGUCCAGCGUUCAGAAGAGUCCUCCCCCUCUCUGUCUGCCAGCCUGCGCCACCAGUCCAUGAAGCAGUCGCCUUCCCAGCAUUCCUUUGAUAGUGCUAUCUUGGAAGGCAGCCUGCCUGACGAAAACCUCUCUGUAGAUAGUGAUGUCAGCGACAAUUUCUUUGUCCUCAUGGACUCAGAGUCAGGUAUGGAGUCCAUGCGUCCUAACAACACUCCUGCUGGCAGCCGAGGCAGUCCAGCUCCAGGAACAGAAGGAGGCUCAUCAGCUGACCUUAGCAGCUCUCUGUCACAGAGUAUCGAGGAUGUAUCACAGGAUAUGUCCUCAGUGUUGUUGCUCAUCCUGAGUGGCGUGGCCUGUACUAUGGAAGUAAAGGGAGAAGACCAAGUUGUGGCUGUUGAAGUCCAGAAUCUGAGCCCUGUGCAGAUGGGCACUGUGAGGGUAUCAGAUGUGCUGGCUGGUCUCGUACAAGCUCCGGGUGAACCAGUCCAGAAAAAGGGUAAGCAGAGCUCUCCACAAGUGUGCAUGCGAGCAGAGAUGGGUCCAUCUGCUGCCCGACACUCUGCUCUGGCUGAUUCUUUGGGUUUCCUGGAUAUGAGAGUUCAAGACUGCAAGGCUGAGCUGUUAGCCUCCACCGUGGCUAACAUUGGUCCUUUUUUGGAAGACGAAUUCAGUGUUGAUGCUCAGCCAAUGAAGUUACAUAUGAGCAACAUCACCAUCACCAUGAAGGAUGACAGCCCUAAAAUCUACCCCACAGCCCCUCAACCUGUCCCAGCCUCGUUCAUUGUAGAUCAGCUGCUCCUCGAGCGAGGUGAAGAUGGCAUGAUGAGGCUCAGAGCUGAAGGUGCAGACCCUAAAGCCUCAGCAGGUGUUCCUGCCGCUGGCGCAGACAACCCAAACAGUUCCCUCUCUGUUCGACAGCAGAGCGAGAGACAAACCCUGGAGUCGCAGCUCUCCAAUGCCCAGGCUGCUCUCAACGAGGCCCUCAGUGAGAGAGAACGCCUCCUUCUGGAAGUCAGGAAGUACAACCCCACAUUUACUCUCUGAGCCUCUCUCUUUGACCUCUGAACCUACUGUAUUAGUCCUCCUGCUGAGGAGCAGUGAUGGGACGCAUCAGGCUGAAUGUCAGGAACCAGCAGGACUCUUUAAAAGCAUGCCUGGAUGUUGAACAUGAAGACAAGAGGAUGAAUCCAAGUUGUGGCUUUGGAUACCACCUGCUAUAUCACGCUGUUCAUGAUGUUACAAAAGAGCCCCUAUAACAAUUACUUAAGGGGGACAUAGUAAGCUAAUUUAUAGGUACAUUAAUGGUACUACUUUUAUCUGGCAGUGCAGAUAUCUUUCACUGCUGUACUAAACACAAACUACUCUGGUUGUUUCUCAUUCAAAACAAUGUGAACAGUAAACUCGUAAUGUAGUUUCAGUAUUCGUCACACAGCAUGCUACGGUAAAUAUCAUCAAGCUUUAAUUCUCUCCUGUUAAUUAUUUUUGUUGUGGAAAUGUUAAGCGGUUUACAUGCCAAAACCUCCUCCUCACAUGCACCAACACUGCCAGACAGCUGCUAGUCCAUCAGGCUCUCCCUCUAUGAAACACAAGCAUGCUUUGUGAACAGUGCUAAUAUCCAGGUAGCAGAGUCACAAAGCUACAUAGACUUAGUAAUGUUGAUUACCUGGUUAGGUGUGGGUUCCUUUCAAGUAUUAUAAAAUAUCUUUAAGUGUUAAAAAAAAUGUGUUGUGAAAGGUAGGGAAAACAUUGCACUUUUUUUCAUUUUCUUUUUUUUUUUUUUUUAAGGAAAGCAGAAUUACGCUGCUUUCACAGAGAGAUAGAUGAAUCUCUAUUUCCACCUUGGUUGCUUUAUCACCACGGUGGAAUGGUUACACACUCUUAUCAAGUUCUCACCCUUUUCAGAAUGCGGGUCGAAUCAUUCCCCAGUGUUAUUUUCCUCCGUGUUGUGAAAUGUUGAUCAUGCUUCUUUUGUACUGUGAAACAAUGUGCUCCGUGGUUGAAUGUCCACUCAAGACGACACGCCUUUCGAUCUCUCCCUGGGUCAUGUGGAGAGCAGGUUGCACAGUAGCGUCAGUAUUGUAUCUGGGUUCACUCUAACUCUCUGGUUUAAAGAGAAUUUGGAUCAUACCAGCUACCGGAGUUACAAUACUUGAUCUCUUUGAAACUUGUUUUGUAGCUUGACAGGAAGCAACUCUAGACUGCUAUUGUUGUUGUUGCCUCUUUGCAUAUUUAUCAUGUAUACAGUAGUGUAGUGGUCAGACAUCAUGAAGUCAAAGCUCAUUCAGGAUGUUGUUUACGUGUGUAUAUUUAUUUAGAUACAAAGCAUGUGUUUUUGUUAGUGUAACAGUUACUUUACAGUGUACUGAAGCCAUAUCAAUCAAAGAAAAUUACAUUUUUAAAAAAAGCUGUGGCACUGAUAAAUGUACUCACACUCAGUGUUGUGUUAAUGACCAAAUUCACUACAGACACUGAUGUUUUUCAGUUUGUUUGUUCCUGAUCUGCUGCAGAUUCUAUCCAUCGGGCCAGCUGCCAUUUAAAUUUGUGUCACUUUCUUUUUUCUAUGCAUAAAUCUAUUAUGCAUGGUUUAAGACAAUGAUGGAUUUGUUCAUCAAAGACACUGUUUGACAGUUCGAACAUUUGUUUUAUGAAUAUUUUCAUGAAAAGACCUCUCUGCGAGCUACUUUAUGUACAAAUCUUCUAUUGUUAGAUCAGUGGUUUAGCCCUCAGAGGUAUGUUAUCUGACUUUAUGGUUGCACAGCUGUUACAGUUUCAUCAUUUUCCCAUGCUGUGCUUGUGAGACCCCUGGUGGCUGUAACUCGCCAGAGCAUUCCCGACUGAGAAGAUAUUUCCUUUCCCUCUUUGGUUUGUUUUUUUUUUUUGUUUUUUGUUUUUUUUACUUUGGUUGCCUUGCAAGCUAUGAAUGACAGAUUUGCAUUCUUACAGAGGAAUGUAAGAUUGUGAGCAAUAGAAAGGCGGUUUGGUAUAACCAAAAACAUGACAGAACAGUAACACUAGAUAUUUUUACAUAUACACAUACAUUAUCCUUUUUUUAAGGUGACUUAUAUUAAAGAUAAAUAUUUAACCUGUCUAACAGGUUUUAACAUUUUCUUCUCACCUGCAUGUGUACACAACACAUCUUCACUACCAAUGUAAUAAGAGGGAUACUGUCCUUAAACCUCAGUAUCACAUUUGUGAUCUUCUCAGCUUUUGGUGUUUAUGUUUUUGCAUGGCCUUAGUAGACAAACAUACAGUGGUACGAGAUUGAACUUCCCAUGCUGGAUGCAACAUGUAGCUGUACUGUUCAUUCAGUUUCCCCUCUCCUCAGUCAGACCUCUGUGUUAAGUAGCAUCCCUACUCUGCUGACAAACUGGUGCUCUGAGUUCCAUCUGCUCACAACCAUGCAAAAAGGAGGAGAUAGCCGGAAAGUGAAGCACUUCAAGAUGAGUGUUUUCUCUUUCCAUACAACUGAGCUGGCAGAGUGGAAAGCAGAUGCAUGUACUGAAGUGAUGUUGAUGCCUUGUGAAUUACUUGCACUCGUGUGAUAAAUUCACUGGAAAUUGCACUCGUUUUAAUGUAAAUCACUUCCAAGGAU